AUGAGUUUUCAUGAUGAAAUAGGAAAGGCGAAAGAAAACAGUAAUAUAAUGAUGUCUGAGAAGCAAUCAAGAGCUGCAGGUAACUUGAAAACAUUAUCUACAGUCGUUCUUGAUACAGUCAUUCGAGCUUACCUGCAUCUUGCUGCCUUACACCUAGCUCUAUACAUUUGCAUUGGAACUGCGUAUGUGUGCGUGCUAAUUGGUCGUCCCACUACUGCCAGGCUGUAUGCCCAGGUCUUCCCUGCCUUUCGUUCAGGGGCUAAAUAUCACAAAUUAAAAUAUGGCACAGAAUUGAAUCAGGGAGAUAUGAAGCCACCAAACUAUGAUUCUGAUGAAGGGAAUGAGACAGAGAUUCAGCCACAACAGAACAGUCAGCUAAUAUGGAAACAAGGACGACAGCUGCUAAGACAGUAUCUACAAGAAGUGGGCUACACCGACACAAUACUGGAUGUGAAGUCAAAACGAGUACGAGCUUUAUUGGGCCUCUCAAGUGAUGCUUCAGAGAAGGAAAACAGAAAUCAAGAGCCAAUGGUAAAUGGCACAGAGGGCCAGAUUAAAGAAAACACAAUGAUUGGGAAACCUGAAUUGACUGACUCUGCCUCUCUGCUAGAGACCUUCAAGUUUCUUGAAAAUGCAGCUGCAGACUUUAGUGAUGAAGAAGAUGAAGAAGAUAUUGAAGGAAGAGAGAAAACAAUCAUUGAUACCGCAACAAUUGUAAGGAAAAGAGUUCUGUCUGACAGCAGUGAAGACAGAGAUACAGAAGAAGCUUUGAAAGAGUUUGACUUUUUGGUUACCUCAGAUGAAGGUGAUGGGGAAUCGAGAAGUUCAGGAGAUGGAACAGACUGGG
Messenger RNA from Fulmarus glacialis (Northern fulmar), 847 nucleotides. Its product is annotated as striatin-like. Gene Ontology annotation, cellular component: dendrite. Gene Ontology annotation, molecular function: armadillo repeat domain binding; calmodulin binding; protein-containing complex binding. The record is from RefSeq and is a predicted model, not a curated record. The annotation marks the transcript as partial. The transcript has 7 exons. NCBI's taxonomy places the organism in Eukaryota, Metazoa, Chordata, Aves, Procellariiformes, Procellariidae.